This is a messenger RNA of Vespa velutina, 1776 nucleotides long. RefSeq names its product solute carrier family 52, riboflavin transporter, member 3-A-like. The transcript is spliced from 3 exons. Gene Ontology annotation, biological process: riboflavin transport. Bases 453 to 1742 code for a protein of 429 amino acids. Gene Ontology annotation, cellular component: plasma membrane. The record is from RefSeq and is a predicted model, not a curated record. Lineage: Eukaryota; Metazoa; Arthropoda; Insecta; Hymenoptera; Vespidae. Gene Ontology annotation, molecular function: riboflavin transmembrane transporter activity.
AUCACUCGUGGCAGUCGUCUUACAGACUUUAUGGUGAGAAGUGAAUGAGAUUGAGGUUAUCAUAAAUUUCAAUUAAAUUCUCAUUAAAGAAAAAUUUUCCUAUCUCGUUCGGAUACUUAUAAUGUUUAUAUAGAAUGCCGAAGAAUUCGUAAAAAGUAUUGUUUGAAAUCAAUAGUAUUUAUUUAUAUUAAAUUAUAUUAAGCGAUAUGUGUUUUAUUCGCAAACGUAUUGUCAAUGAAUUAUUCGCAUGUACUCCACAAUAUUUUCCCAAGAACGAAAGAUUAUUCUGAAAAUUCAAUUUUAUAAUUUGAUAUUAUAAAAGGGAUAUCAGUAAUUAAAUUGAAAAAUUAUUUAAAUCGUUAAGAACGUAAUACACGACAUUGGCGAAUUAUAUAUUUUAUUAAAAAUUCGUAGAAUCGUUUGUACACUGUACGAAAUAUAAAAGUUACAAGAUGUUAACCAAAAAAUUAAGUAAUAGAAGAAUAUUGGUUGACAUUCUUGUCCUAUUUUUUGGUAUUGGUGCAUGGAUCGGUAUAAAUGGUAUUUACGUGCAAUUACCCCUUUUAAUAAAUAAUGCUCCAGAAGGAUGGAAUUUACCAGCCCAUAUGGUAAUGCUAGUACAGUUUGCUAACUUAGGACCAAUUCUAUACACGCUAUAUAUUAAAUAUACUGCAUGGGCGUAUGAUAAACUAAUCAUAUAUGGAAUGCUAAUUGCAGCUGUACUAUCUACUUUUAUUUUAGCAUUCCUCUAUAAUAAAACAUCAUUAAUAUUUGGAAAUAUGCAUUCAACGAGUCUUCUGUCUCUGAUGUUUGUAACAGCUAUCGUUGGAUGUACUAGUUCUGUUCUUUUCAUGCCUUACAUGAGGAAUUACCGUGAAAUUUAUCUGGUUUCCUAUCUUGUAGGAGAAGGUCUUAGUGGCUUUAUACCUAGUAUUGUGGCAUUGAUUCAGGGUGUUGGUGGAAAUCCUGGAUGUAAAAAUGUUACUAAAGCAGGAUCAUCUGAUUUAAAAUUUGAACCUUUCUAUCCAGAUCCCAGGUUUUCUACACAGACAUUUUUUAUUUUCAUCUGUGCGUUAUUAUUUUUGAGUUUUUUUUCUUUUCUUGGAUUAAACAAAUUGCCAGUCGCUAUUGGCGAAAGGGUUAAACUUCCAUCGAGCAUGGAAACACUACCAACAGAUACCAAAGCUCCACCAAGUUAUAAAACAAAUUCAGGCUGGACAAUGUCCAAACGUACAUAUUAUUAUUUGUUAUCUAUGAUGGCACUUGUUUGUUUUCUUGGUCAUGGUACUCUUCCUAGUAUUCAAUCUUAUUCUUGUUUACCUUAUGGAAAUGUAGGUUAUCAUUUAACAAUAACAUUAUCUUCAAUGGCUGGUCCAUUAGCAAUGUGUUUAGGUUUUAUUAUAAAGUCUCCAAAAAUUAGUCUUCUUAGCGGACUUAUGGGACUAGUUAUUAUUCUAUCUUGUUUUGUUUUAUUUUUAGCUGUAAAAUCACCUAAUCCACCUCUACAGCAUACAUGGAUGGGUGAAAUGUUAGUUGUAGUUUCAUGGAUAUUAGUUAAUGGUUUAAUAGGAUUUAUAAAAAUGGGUAUUACCACUUUAUUCAGACCAGACCCAGGUAGAGGUUUAUAUUAUACCGGUGUUGCUACACAAAUUGGUUCUCUAAUAGGUGCAAUAAUAACAUUUGUGUUAGUUAAUCAUAUGAAAAUCUUUCAUUCGUACUCUCCAUGUGAUAAUGUACAUUGAUUUUUCUUCAAAUUAUAUAAAGAAAUAGUUCUCA